AUGGCGGAUAGAGACAGCGGCAGCGAGCAGGGCGGCAGCGGCGGCGGGGCGCCGGGCUCGGGCCCUGGCGGCGGCGGGCCCGGCAGUAGUGGCGGCGGCGGGGUGGGCCUCCAGCACGAGACGCAGGAGCUGGCCUCCAAGCGGGUGGACAUCCAGAACAAGCGCUUCUACUUGGACGUCAAGCAGAACGCCAAGGGCCGCUUCCUGAAGAUCGCGGAGGUGGGUGCGGGAGGCAGCAAGAGCCGGCUGACGCUCUCAAUGUCAGUGGCGGUGGAGUUCCGCGAUUAUCUGGGCGAUUUCAUCGAGCACUACGCGCAGCUGGGGCCCAGCCAACCGCCGGAGCUGGCGCAGGCCGCGGACGAGCCCCGGCGGGCCCUGAAAAGCGAAUUCCUGGUGCGCGAGAACCGCAAGUAUUACAUGGAUUUGAAGGAAAACCAGCGCGGGCGGUUCCUGCGCAUCCGCCAGACAGUCAACCGCGGCCCAGGCCUCGGCUCCACACAGGGCCAGACCAUCGCCUUGCCAGCGCAAGGGUUGAUCGAGUUCCGCGACGCCUUGGCCAAGCUCAUCGACGACUACGGCGUGGAGGAGGAGCCGGCCGAGCUGCCCGAGGGCACCUCCUUGACGGUGGAUAACAAGCGGUUCUUUUUCGACGUGGGCUCCAACAAGUACGGCGUUUUCAUGCGGGUGAGCGAGGUGAAGCCCACCUACCGCAACUCCAUCACCGUCCCUUACAAGGUGUGGGCCAAAUUCGGACACACUUUCUGCAAGUACUCGGACGAGAUGAAGAAGAUUCAGGAGAAGCAGAGAGACAAGCGGGCCGCCGCCGCCGCAUCCUCCUCCUCCUCCGGCGGAACAGAGCAGCAACCAGAGACCGAAAUCAGCAGCAGCAGCACCGCUAUCCCCACUGGCCCGCCCGGAGCCUUGCUGCAGGCGGAGGAGCCAGAGGAGGAUUGAUCUCCAUCUAUCUUUCCUCCCUCCUCUCCACAUCCCUCCUCCCUGUUUGGCUGCCUCCUCCCUGCCCUGCGACACAGAGACACUGGUAAUAAUGACAACAACACACAGAGAAAGACAUUAUACUGUAAGGGAGAGAAAGAGAGAGAAAACCAACAUCCACAAGCCGAAAAUAAUGCAUACCGUUAAAUAUACCUGUUAUAACUCCAAGGGGAGCACCAUCUACCUAUCCACCACCAAAACUGACAGCCGAGCAAGCAACUUCUUUCUCUCACCCCAUCGCUGGAUUGUUCCUUCCACUCUUGCUCAUCGUAUAAAACAGUAAGCAGCUGCUAAAAACAAACAAACAAAAAAAAAAUUACAAAAAAAGUAAUAACAUUAUAUAAGAUGAACUGUGUUUCCUACUUGAUUAAAAAAAUAUAAAGAACUGAGUGUUUAUUUCCCUAAUUAACCAAGAACUUUUGUACACGUUUAAGCUAUUAUUAAAAAAAAAGUGUUUGCAAAAAUGGUCAAGAUUAAAAUAUUGCUGAAUUAUAUUAAAAAAGAGAAAAUGUCCUUUUCAUGUUGAGCUAACAUUUGACUUUAGCACAAAAAAGAGAUAUUUUAGAACACGUAAAAUAAUAUUUUUAGUUUUUCUUCUCAUUUUGUUACCAAAUUUCAAAACCUUUCAUGGAGGUUAUUAUAGUAUAUUUGACACCCUAUAUACCUGUGAUUAGAGAUGUGUAUAUAUAUACGAGGGCUAGGCAUGCUGUGUGUCUGAGCUUUGUCUAAAUGUUAUGCAGAAGUCUGUAGAGUUUAAAGGUACGUAGGUUUAAUUCAUGCAAGGUAAACAAUAAGUGCUCUCUUUUAUACAAUAUGCAUUGCAUCUGGACCUUAAGCAUAUAAAAUGGUCAGUGAAACUUCUGUGAACAUAAAGAAAAAUAUUAAAAAGGCAUUUAAAUGAAAUUUGCUAACUUGUGAUUUUUAUGGUUUGAACCAAAGUUAUUCAAAUAGUAAAAAGAGAGAGAGAAAUGACCUCCCAUAUUUUUCUGCACCUGUUUGGUUUACAACUAAGUAGGUAUCUUGUCAUUGUUGUGUAUAUGAGAUGUAAUUGUAUUGUUCAUAAUAUAUAUAUUUUUAUGAAGUGUACUUAAAGUACUUUAACAAGCAGCGAUUUUCAGUAUGCCUUUUUUUUUUCAACAACAGGUGGUAAGGAUUUUUGUGUGGCCACUAGCACUAUUCUUUUAAUUUGUUCAGAGUCUCAGUCAAAACUUCAGCUUAUGCUAGUGCUAACUAACCUGUGUAGGCCUGUGGUAGACAUCAGUUCAACAUGAUUAUGGUAUAAUUCUACUGAGCCAUGGAUUUGAAUUUCCUUUAAAAGUAAAAGCCAAGUUGGUGUGUUGUAAAGAAAUUUUCAUGUAGCUGUGGUGCUAGUUGUUACUGGCUACAUACUUUAUUCAUGUAGUAUUGACUCCUCCCCAAGUGUGCAAACCUUCAGUUAUAAUUAUGUACUUUGUGUGAUAUAUAUUAAAGCUGUAAAGUAUAAAAACAGUCUGUGAGAAUACUAACCUUUCUGGAAGUGUUCUCCAACUUGCAAUUAUUUGUAGUAAUAUACUUUUACAGAUUUUUAUUUAAAAUGUUUGUGCUUUUAAUUGACUAACUUACUUGCUGCUGUAUAGUAAAAUAUUAAUAUAUUUUUAUCAUUAAACUGCUGCAUGACUAUCAUCAUUGCAAGUGAAAAACAAUAAAUGAUGCCUUAAAACAUA
Messenger RNA from Thamnophis sirtalis, 2696 nucleotides. RefSeq names its product purine rich element binding protein A (gene PURA). Gene Ontology annotation, cellular component: nucleus. Lineage: Eukaryota; Metazoa; Chordata; Lepidosauria; Squamata; Natricidae. Gene Ontology annotation, biological process: regulation of transcription by RNA polymerase II. The record is from RefSeq and is a predicted model, not a curated record. Gene Ontology annotation, molecular function: DNA-binding transcription factor activity, RNA polymerase II-specific; purine-rich negative regulatory element binding; RNA polymerase II transcription regulatory region sequence-specific DNA binding.